Messenger RNA from Saimiri boliviensis boliviensis (Bolivian squirrel monkey), 1019 nucleotides. It is a transcript of the gene HAUS1, whose product is annotated as HAUS augmin like complex subunit 1. Gene Ontology annotation, biological process: centrosome cycle; spindle assembly. Gene Ontology annotation, cellular component: cytosol; HAUS complex. The record is from RefSeq and is a predicted model, not a curated record. Lineage: Eukaryota; Metazoa; Chordata; Mammalia; Primates; Cebidae.
GGGGCCUAGGGAGGGAGCGGGCCGCGUCUCACGCGAGGAGUUCCUAGUGAAGUGGCGGGAGUGGCAGCUAUGGAGCCGCUGGAGGAGAGAGAAGCGAAGGUUGCUGUGUGGUUAAAAAAAAUAUUUGGAGAUCAUCCCAUUCCACAGUAUGAGGUGAACCCACGGACCACAGAGAUUUUACAUCACCUUUCAGAACGCAACAGGGUCCGGGACAGGGAUGUCUACCUGGUGAUAGAGGACUUGAAGCAGAAAGCAAGUGAAUACGAGUCAGAAGCCAAGUAUCUUCAAGACCUGCUCAUGGAGAGUGUGAAUUUUUCCCCUGCCAAUCUCUCUAGCACUAGUUCCAGGUAUCUGAAUGCUUUGGUUGACAGUGCGAUGGCCCUUGAAACAAAGGAUACCUCACUAGCUAGUUUUAUCCCUGCAGUGAAUGAUUUGACCUCUGACCUCUUUCGUACCAAAUCCAAAAGUGAAGCAAUAAAGAUUGAACUGGAAAAACUUGAAAAAAAUCUAACGGCAACUUUAGUAUUAGAAAAAUGUCUACAAGAGGAUCUCAAGAAAGCAGAGUUGCAUCUGUCUGCAGAAAGGGCCAAAGUUGAUAAUCGUCGUCAGAACAUGGACUUUCUAAAAGCAAAGUCAGAGGAAUUCAGAUUUAGAAUCAAGGCUGCAGAGGAGCAACUUUCAGCCAGAGGCAUGGAUGCUUCUCUGUCUCACCAGUCCCUAGUAGCACUGUCAGAGAAACUGGCAAAAUUAAAGCAGCAGACUAUACCUUUGAAGAAAAAAUUGGAGUCCUAUUUAGACUUAAUGCCGAAUCCAUCUCUUGCUAAAGUGAAAAUUGAAGAAGCAAAGCGAGAAUUAGAUAGCAUUGAAGCUGAACUUACAAGGAGAGUAGACAUGAUGGAACUGUGACAAGAGCCAAGUAAACAUCCUUUUUUUUCUAACAGAAAAUUGAAUAAGACUUUACAGAGUUCUUUUUCCUCUUGGCAUUUCUUUUUUUUUUUUUUUUGAGACGGAGUUUCGCU